Molecule: messenger RNA, 8203 nt
Organism: Mirounga angustirostris (Northern elephant seal)
Lineage: Eukaryota; Metazoa; Chordata; Mammalia; Carnivora; Phocidae
Gene: AFF2
Product: ALF transcription elongation factor 2
Exons: 22
Coding region: 708-4379 (1223 amino acids)
Biological process (GO): regulation of RNA splicing
Cellular component (GO): nucleus; nuclear speck
Molecular function (GO): G-quadruplex RNA binding
Source: RefSeq, a predicted model, not a curated record
CAGCCGCGGAGCGAGCGGACCCGAGCGGGCGGCCGGGCACUUGCCCGCCCCGUGCCACCGCCGCCGCCGCUCCGGAGCGCAGGACCCGGCAGCCCCGGCGCCCGCCGCCGCCUCCGAUGCGGCCUGGGCACUUUUAGCCGGGCGGGAGGGCCGGAAAGCCGGGCCGCCGAGAGCAGUGAGCCAGCCGCGCCGAGAGCCGCGCCGACCCGCGGGGAGCAGGGACGGACGCCCGCCCGCCGCCGCCGCCGCCGCCGCCGCCCGGCCGCUAUGGAUCUAUUCGACUUUUUCAGGGACUGGGACUUGGAGCAGCAGUGAGCUGGAUUUGUGAUGACGUGUCCGGCAGCAAGAUCGGCAUUGCUUCUUGUGGCUGGUUACUCUGUGAGCUUACGGCACUGGGGAGAAGGAGUGUGGACGAAGAGCCACCGAACAGUUAGAAAGACGACAGCAGCCAAUGACUGGAGGUGUCCCAGCCCAUCCGGUCCUCCCGUACAAGACUAAAAUCACCAUAAGAGAUCUUUCUGCAGGGUCACUAUGAACAAGACCGUAGUGCACUUAAAAAAAGGGAAUGGGAGCGGAGGAAUCAAGAAGUCCAGCAAGAAGACGAUCUCUUUUCUUCAGGCUUUGAUCUUUUUGGGGAGCCCUACAAGACAAACAAAGGGGAUGCACUUGCCAACCGAGUCCAGAACACGCUGGGAAACUAUGAUGAAAUGAAGGAUUUGCUAACUAACCAUUCUAAUCAGAAUCAUCUAGUGGGGAUCCCAAAGAAUUCCGUGCCCCAGACUCCCAUCAACAAAAACGAACCGAGCUUUUUCCCAGAACAAAAGAACCGAAUGCUCCCACCUCACCAGGAUAGCACUCACCCCUCGGCACCAAUGCCUCCACCUUCCGUCGUGAUACUGAAUUCCACUCUCAUACACAGCAACAGGAAAUCAAAAGCUGACUGGCCACGCGAUAGUCAUAACGCUAGUGUUGUCCCAGCCAGCCAGGCCAGUGGUCAGCCAAACAAGCUGCCGCCGUCUACACAGGACCAGCCCCCAGCCCGACUGGAAGACUUCUUUGUCUACCCAGCUGAACAGCCCCAGGUUGGAGCCGUUGAAGAGUCAGACGCUUCUGCAAAAGAAGACAGUAGUCUCAAGUCCAGUGCAGGGGAUACGUUCAAGGAAAUCUUCCAGUCCAUCUCACCAGAAGAAUCUGAAUUUACAGUACAAGCUCCUGGGUCUCCCCUAGUUGCCUCCUCUUUGUUAGCUCCCAGCAGUGGCCUUUCGGUUCAGAACUUUCCACCAGGGCUUUACUGCAAAACAAACAUGGGGCAGCAAAAGCCAACUGCGUAUGUCAGACCCAUGGAUGGCCAGGACCAGGCACUGGAUGUCCCUCCGACACUGAAACCUUCCAUUGAAUUUGAGAACAGCUUUGGGAAUCUGUCAUUUGGAUCACUCUUGGAUGGAAAACCCAGUGCAGCCAGUUCAAAGCCUAAACUGCCAAAGUUCACGAUUCUCCAAACAAGUGAAGUAAGCCUUCCCAGUGAUCCAAGCUGUGUUGAAGAAAUCUUGCGGGAGAUGACCCAUUCCUGGCCUGCUCCUCUCACUGCCAUGCAUACUUCCGGGAACUCUGAGAAGAACACACUUUCCAUCCCAGGACAGGAAUCCCAACACCUGACCCCAGGAUUCACCUUACAAAAGUGGAGCGACCCGACCAGCAGAGCUUCUACGAAGAUGCUUGAGGACGACCUGAAGCUGAGCAGUGAUGAAGAUGACCUUGAGCCUGUGAAGACCUUGGCCACUCACUGCACCGCCACUGAGCUCUACCAGGCUGUUGAAAAGGCGAAACCUAAGAAUAAUCCUGUGAACCCACUCUUGGCCACACCGCAGCCCCCACCUGUGGUGCCAGCCAGCGGGGGAUCUGGCAGCUCCAGUGACUCAGAGAGCAGCUCCGAGUCAGACUCAGACACCGAAAGCAGCACCACUGACAGCGAAUCCAAUGAGGCACCUCGCGCGGCCACUCCAGAGCCUGAGCCGCCCUCAACCAACAAGUGGCAGUUGGAUAAAUGGCUUAACAAAGUGACAUCCCAGAACAAGUCGUUUAUUUGUGGCCAAAAUGAAACACCCAUGGAGACUGUUUCUGUGCCUCCUCCAAUCAUCCAGCCAAUGGAAGUCCAGGUCAAAGUGAAAACAACCCCCAGCCAGGUCCUGGCUGAACCCAAAGAGAGGCCUCUCCUCAGUCUUAUCAGGGAGAAAGCCCGUCCACGGCCGACCCAGAAAACUCCAGAAACAAAAGCUUUGAAGCAUAAGUUGUCAACAACUAUUGAGACAGUGUCUCAAAGGACAAUUGGAAAAAAACAGCCCAAAAAAGUCGAGAAGAACACCAGCAUUGACGAGUUUACCUGGCCCAAACCAAAUAUUACCAGCAGCACCCCCAAAGAAAAAGAAAGCAUGGAGCUUCCUGACCCACCAAGAGGCCGCAACAAAGCCACUGCCCACAAACCAGUCCCUAGGAAGGAACCGAGGCCAAACGUUCCCUUGGCUGCCGAGAAAAAGAAGUACAGAGGGCCUGGCAAGAUCGUGCCAAAGUCCCGGGAAUUCAUCGAAACGGAUUCGUCCACGUCCGAUUCCAACACAGAUCAGGAAGAGACCCUGCAGAUCAAAGUGCUGCCUCCGUGCAUUGCUCCAGGGGGCAAUACUGCCAAAUCCAAGGAAGCCUGUGGUGCCAGCCUGACCCUCAGCUCCUUGGUCAGCAGUAGCAACAACAGCCUAACCACCAGUGGUGAGGAGCCAGCAUUUUCACCCAUCCCUGUCACGCAAACCGAGCUGCUGUCCCCUCUACGAGACCACGAGAACCUGAAAAAUCUCUGGGUGAAGAUUGACCUUGACCUGCUGUCUAGAGUGCCUGGCCACCACUCAGUGCAAGCAGCGCCAGCCAAGCCGGACCACAAGGAGACUGCGUCCAAGCCCAAGCGCCAGACCACUGCUGCGGCCGCCGAAAAACCCGUCCCUAAGGGCAAGCGUAAGCACAAGCCAACAGAGAUCGCAGAGAAAAUCCCUGAGAAGAAGCAACGCCUGGAGGAGGCCACCACUAUUUGCCUGCUGCCCCCCUGCAUCUCACCAGCCCCACCCCACAAGCCUCCCCACGCUAGAGAAAACAGUUCAUCCAGGAGAGCAAAUAGAAGGAAAGAAGAAAAGCUGUUCCCUCCUCCACUUUCCCCACUGCCGGAGGACCCUCCACGCCGCAGAAACAUCAGUGGCAGCAGUGGCCCCUUUGGUCAAGACAAAAACAUCCCUAUGAUCGGACAGAUCGCCUCUACCAAACCCAAGAGGAGUGAAGGCAAAUUCUGUGCUACUUUCAAAGGGAUAUCCGUAAAUGAUGGAGACACUCCAAAAAAGACACCCUCUGCCACCGUCACGGUUACCAACACAGCUAUUGCCACUGUUACUGCUACUGCCAUUGUCACUGCCACUGUCACGGCCACCGCGACCGCCACUGCCACAGCCACUACCACAACCACUACGACAACCAUCUCCACCAUCACCUCUACCAUCACCACUGGCCUCAUGGACAGCAGUCACCUGGAGAUGGCGUCCUGGGCAGCCCUGCCCCUUCUGUCCAGCAGCACCACCAAUGUCCGGAGACCCAAGCUCACUUUUGACGACUCGGUUCACAAUGCUGAUUAUUACAUGCAAGAGGCUAAGAAGCUGAAGCACAAAGCUGAUGCACUGUUCGAGAAAUUUGGCAAAGCCGUGAAUUAUGCCGAUGCAGCCCUGUCCUUCACCGAAUGUGGCAAUGCAAUGGAACGCGACCCUCUGGAAGCCAAGUCUCCGUAUACCAUGUACUCCGAGACUGUGGAGCUCCUCAGGUACGCGAUGAGACUGAAGAACUUUGCGAGCCCCUUGGCUUCAGACGGGGACAAAAAGCUGGCGGUAUUAUGCUACAGAUGUUUAUCACUUCUCUACUUGCGGAUGUUCAAGCUGAAGAAGGACCAUGCUAUGAAGUACUCCAGAUCACUGAUGGAAUAUUUUAAGCAAAACGCUUCAAAAGUCGCUCAGAUACCAUCUCCCUGGGUAGGCAAUGGAAAGAACACUCCAUCCCCGGUGUCUCUCAACAACGUCUCUCCCAUCAAUGCAAUGGGCAGCUGUAACAACGGCCCGGUCACCAUCCCCCAGCGCAUUCACCACAUGGCCGCCAGCCAUGUCAACAUCACCAGCAACGUGUUACGGGGCUACGAACACUGGGACAUGGCCGACAAACUGACAAGAGAGAACAAAGAAUUCUUCGGUGAUCUGGACACACUGAUGGGGCCCCUGACCCAGCACAGCAGCAUGACCAAUCUCGUCCGCUACGUUCGCCAGGGACUGUGUUGGCUGCGCAUUGAUGCCCAUUUGUUGUAGUGGGUGCGCCCCCAUCUCCAGCAUCGCCACCCAUCACUCUACCUCUACCAGAGCACCAACGGUCACUGGUGGAACUCCACUCAUUUGGGAAAGUUCUCUUUGCUUAUGUUUGUUUUUAUGCUUCUUUUGAUAUCUGUGAAAAACAGAAGUCAUUGUAAGUGGACACUACAACUUGAGAGCAGUAUAUGUUUUAUUACUUAGUCAUUUUUCAGUAUUUUAUAUGCAUUUCUCAGAUCCCACCAUCCUUUUGUGCUUGAUACAAUGACACAGUCCCUACAGUAUUGUUUUAAGUCCACACUACCCAAAACAAAGAAUGGGAAGUACUUGUGAUGAUAACAGGUUCCUGAGAAAUGAAACGAUAUGUCAUAUAUAUAUAUAUAUAUAUAUAUAUAUAUAUAUAUAUAUAUAUGAACUUAGACACAAAGGACCUACUAAGAUUCAAAUUUUCCGCAAUAGCCAUUCCCCAAACUAUACUCUUAUGUCCAGAAAAGAACGUAUUUCAGAAUCCAUUUUAAACUUUUGGGGUUCCCACGACUCAGUCUCCAGGUGAGAAUUUUCAUUGUCAAAACCCACUGGUUAGAUGUUGUAGCCACAUCAUAAAAUCAAGAGUAUUAAGAAAACAAAUAAGUAUAGCAAUGGCACUCUUAAAACAAUACUAUGGCAGACAACCAGAGGACUUUCUUGCUGACAUCCCUUCCCUGAUGCCCUAUUUUUAAAAUUUUAAUGAGAUGAAGUGGCAACAUUGAUUUCGACAACUUUAAGACAUCGGCUGGCAUUAAAUAUCUUGGAACUCCUUGAUCUGAAGCAUAAAUCCUCACCUGGGAUUCUCUUUUGUGUAAAGCUCUCCUUUUGAGGGGCAGUUAAGUGGGUGCAUGCCCUAGGUGCCAAAAUACUGCACUCUGGUUUUAGAGAUGAGAGAUGAGGAGAGGUCUGGAAAUGUCCAAGGAACUCAUACCUCUGCAUCUUUGCAGUUGGUAGGCAGGUCCAUUACUGGCAGGAUAUUUUUAUUGUAUUCUGCUCAAAUCUCUGGAAACAAAAGUCAAGUUAUCACUACCUAGGAGUUAGAAUAUACAGUUCGCUUCCAAUUAUAAUCCACAUUUUCUAGUUCACAGUGUUUCUCCUCCUCCUCCUCUUCCUCUUCCUCCUCCUCUUCCCCAUCUUCCUCCUCUUCUUACUCCUCUUCCUCCUCCUCCUCCCUCCUCUUCUUCUCCUUCUCCUUCUCCUUCUCCUUCUCCUUCUCCUUCUCCUUCUCCUUCUCCUUCUCCUUCUUCUUCUUCUUCUUCUUCUUCUUCUUCUUCUUCUCCUUUUCUUCUUCUUCCUCUUCCUCUUCCUCUUUGAUCUUUCUUUACCUUUUUUGGAGCUCAUUAGCUUUUGACUGAAAUACUGAAAUCACUGAUGUUAUUAAAGUCUAUAUUAACAUAAAUCAUUUCCAUGAACAUUCCAGAGAAAACUCCAAACUCUCUAAGUAGUGGCUAGCCCUUUAACAAAAAAUGAGUCUUGGGGUAAUGCUUCACCCUAGGGUGCUUUGAAAGAGCCCUGAAGAUUGGCAACAGCUCACUUAAUUUGGAGACAUUUCCACAUCACUUGUAAUUAUCCCCACCCCUUCUGAUCCUCCACAUUCAUUUUAUGUCCCCAAACAUCACCAUGUAAAUAUCAUCUUUGGUGUUCCAUCUCACCAGAAGAAUCCCUCACCUGUAGUCAACACUAGUCAUACAUUAGUUCUUUAUAAUUACCUGCUGGUAUAUAAUUCCACGUCGCCUUGAAUCUGUUGAGUUUAUUGAAUUCUGUUCACUGAGCGAUGACCAGAUAAAUAGUAGACAUAUGCACAUGAAAGGUGCAAACUUGUAUGAUUCUUAAAGCCUGUCAUGCAAGUCUGUGAUAGGAACAGCAAGGGAUCACCCUGCACUCUCAUUGUCAAGGUUAAGAUACAUUCCCAAUUGCAAAAGAGCCAGACUCAAGCUCCGCUCUGGUCAUCGUUGAGUUUAAGACCCUUUUAUAAUAAGGUUGUGGAAGUUGUACUCCAAUGGCUGAGGCCAUGUUGUCAGGUGACUGCUGGGAGCAUCCCAGCAGCUGAACCCACCACUUUCUAUGCUCCCAGUGUGGUUGAGCUUUACAUUCGCGGUCUCCGCAACAACACACACACACAUACAGACGUGCACACAAAUGAAACCUGAGAGAAUCUUCUCUGAGCCUCUUAAAUGGGGAAAAUGAUAAUAUGAAAGACUCCAAACAUCCAAGGUGGGUGUCACAUAUAAAAAUUAAGCUGAUGGUUUUGCAGUGACUCAAGUUCUCUGUUCAUUUUUCCAUGGCUUACCAGGUAGAGUGCCUGACUAUUACUAUAUAAUGAAGCCCACUGGCUUGACUUGUAAGUUCAACCUAAACCACGAUCCUAGACCAUCACAGAUUUAGGGGUAGAUUCUUCUUGAAAUUCAGUCUCCAGAAACUAGACACUCGAACGCUAGGGGCAGUUUCCAAAAAGAAACCAGCAUCUUGCCUCGUGGAUGAAAGACCUGUAGCUCUAGUUUCAGCGAGUCCUUUUAUCUACUUUACAUACAACAGGGAGGCAGCAGAGAAUCCCGCUGCCUGAUGUCACCUCGGGUGGCUGACUAUUAUACAGUGUGUGCCCAAUCAGCAACACAAUGAUCAAAUCUGACAGUUGAGUCCAGGAUCACCACCUGAUUAUUUAGCAGACCCAUUUGUAAAGCAGCUUAGAAGCCAAUUAAACAUGGAGGAGGAAUGGCCUUCCUAUCCCUGGAGAUGAGACGGUCUUUGGUUUCACGAUUAAGGAUUGUUGCUGUUUUCUAGGUGCUGUAGCCAUCACAUUGUGAAUGGUGAUGUGUGUCGUAGGUGUGCGGCUUAUGUGAGGGACUGAGAUAUUUUGUCAAGUAAAUCUCUUCAGUGUACCAGUCUGUGGGAGGGAUGUAGGACAUGUGGAUGGCAGUGAGAGAUCCUGCCUGGAGACCUUGACAGAGGCUUGGUGAGACACAUCUCAAUGAGCACACGGAGGUAGGGGAAUGGGCAGAGUAAUGGGAAGCUCCACCUGACACAGAAGGAUCUCGGCCCUGCUACGUGACCCAGGUAGGGCCACCACUAUGCCUUCUUUUGUCACCCAAGCUCCAACCACAGGGAGUUUGACAAGUUCGUGUGAGGAUGUUGGCUUGGCUUUGUAUUUUUAAUUAACUUUGGAUUUUUUAGUGGUUUUGUCAUAUUACUGUCUGAGUUUGGUAGGUAGGAUUAAUUUGGAAAAGAGUAUACUAGUGUGGUCCUCGGGGUAGAAUUUAGCCGUAAGCAUGUUGUUAGCCAGCCUGUAGACUGUUAAUUACUUAAUAAUCUCAUUGGGAAAAUACUCGUAGUUUUAUAUUUGGGUGACAUAAUUGGAAAAGCAGAUUAGCUGCUGCUAACUUUUAAAAGACUUGAGGUUGACAUAAAAAAUUCCAAAUCUUCAGUCAAUAACCAAGUUGCUAAAUUGGAAACCAUUGGCUAAAAUGUGUUUUGUUGAGUUUCCAAAUGUCCGGAUCUGCAUUUGGACAUUGCACCGCUAAAUGCAUUGGAAAGAUACUUGCUCUGGCGUAUCUUUCCCAAAGCUGUCUGAUUCGGAGUUAGUUUUAUUCAGAUUUGCAUCCUGGAGGUUGAAGUUGGAGUAUGAAGUUGGAAAGCAUUUUUGAAGGCAGAAUCAAUUGAGCUGUGAGGGCUCCCCCCUCACGUACUUCUCAACAGACAUGAUAACAUUCACCUGCGUGAAUUGGCAGGUGCGAGAACCAAACUGGAUUGCUGGGUAGGACUACUCAGUAAGGCAAUGAACUCCUUGCUUAGAGAAGCAUCAC